Molecule: messenger RNA, 3225 nt
Organism: Megalobrama amblycephala (Wuchang bream)
Lineage: Eukaryota; Metazoa; Chordata; Actinopteri; Cypriniformes; Xenocyprididae
Gene: glra3
Product: glycine receptor, alpha 3
Exons: 10
Coding region: 656-2125 (489 amino acids)
Biological process (GO): chemical synaptic transmission; regulation of membrane potential; nervous system process
Cellular component (GO): plasma membrane; synapse; neuron projection
Molecular function (GO): transmembrane signaling receptor activity; transmitter-gated monoatomic ion channel activity; glycine binding
Source: RefSeq, a predicted model, not a curated record
GGCAGGAAGGAAUGAAUGAAUGAAUGAAUGAACUCGUUGAGUAUAUACAUACACAUGCACAUAUAUAAUAACUAUUAAAUAGAAUAUAAUAAAACAUUUUGUAAAAUGCUAUGAAUACAAACAUAUCACUGCAAAUAACAGUACUACAACGACGACAAUAAUGUUACAAUCUGGUAUCCUGUUAUAUUCAGUGGUGGGCUAUAAAUCACGUGAGCAGCUUUCAUAGUCAAAGGGUUGGCAGGGAUAAGGGGAAGUAUUCAAAUUCCGUUCUCUCUAAUUGUAAGUAAGCGUUACACAUGCAUGUGUACAGUGAGAGUGGAGAAGCGCACUGUCAAUCAAGCGCGCUGUGUGGGGCGGUCUCUGCUCAGAGAUGUCUGAAUAUGUCAAGAAUCACUUCAGCUGCCGCAACCUUUGAAACAGCACUCCAUCUCCUCCAGUGCCGCUACGAGGAAAGAGUUUCAUAUAUACUGUUUAGCUUUAUAAGAUUAUGAGGGAUUCCUUUGCGAUUGCCGUGCGCAACGAGCCAACAGUGCAUUGGAGUGAAGGAAGAACAGCUGGAGCGCUGUCCAGCGUCCUGAAGUCAAGAAGCCAGAAGUGCUGAAGAGAGCACAGGCAUUCACAGAGGACUGUAUGUCUAUGCCGAUCAAGUCUUGAGAUGACUCGGAAAAGGCUGCUUUCUGUGGCUGUCUGGGGAUUCAUUGCGUGGGAAAUAGGAAUUCUGUUGAGUUUGGUAGCAUCAAAAGAACAAGAAACCCCUCGAGGAAGAGCAGCAUCCAUGUCACCCUCAGUCUUCCUUGACAACCUCAUGGGAAGAAACUCAGGUUAUGAUGCCAGAAUUAGGCCCAACUUCAAAGGUCCGCCUGUGAAUGUAUCAUGCAACAUAUUCAUUAACAGUUUUGGCUCCAUUGCAGAGACAACUAUGGAUUACAGAGUGAACAUAUUCCUCCGGCAGCAGUGGAAUGACCCUCGGUUAGCUUACAGCGAGUACCCAGAUGACUCCCUGGACCUGGAUCCCUCUAUGUUAGACUCCAUUUGGAAGCCUGAUCUGUUCUUCGCCAACGAGAAGGGAGCGCACUUCCAUGAGGUCACCACUGACAACAAGCUUUUGAGAAUAUUCAAAAAUGGAAAUGUCCUCUAUUCAAUCAGAUUGACACUGACGCUGUCUUGUCCAAUGGAUCUGAAGAAUUUCCCCAUGGAUGUUCAGACGUGCAUAAUGCAGCUGGAGAGUUUUGGCUACACAAUGAAUGACCUGAUCUUUGAGUGGCAAGAGAAGGGACCUGUGCAGGUGGCCGACGGACUGACUCUCCCACAGUUCAUCCUCAAGGAUGAGUCUGAUUUAAGAUACUGCACCAAACACUACAACACAGGCAAGUUCACAUGUAUCGAGGUACGUUUUCACCUGGAAAGACAAAUGGGUUACUACCUGAUCCAGAUGUACAUUCCAAGCCUGCUCAUCGUCAUCCUCUCCUGGGUCUCCUUCUGGAUCAACAUGGAUGCCGCUCCUGCCCGUGUCGCCCUGGGAAUCACCACGGUGCUCACAAUGACAACUCAGAGCUCUGGAUCCAGGACAUCCUUACCUAAGGUGUCCUAUGUGAAAGCUAUUGACAUCUGGAUGGCAGUGUGCUUGCUAUUUGUCUUUUCUGCCUUGCUGGAGUAUGCUGCAGUCAACUUUGUUUCACGGCAACACAAGGAACUCUUACGAUUCCGACGGAGAAGGAAGAAGUCUGGCAAGACUUUCGAUCAAACAUUUGAUGAGGAGCUUACCGAGUCAUUGCAUCGUAUCAAUGGCCUAUGCAGUGCCGAGCCCGUUUACGGAUCAAUGGGUCAACUCGACGAAUCCAAUGACAGGGAGGAGGAUGUGCGGGAGAGCCGGUUGAGCUUCACGCCCAACACAGGGAAAGACGGAGCUGUGCCCAAAGCCGCUAACAAUGCAGCCACAACACCCUCUGCCCCAGCCCUUGCUGCCAGCAAGAGUCAUGAGGAGAUGAGAAAACUCUUCAUCGACCGAGCCAAGAAGAUCGACACUGUGUCCCGUGCCGGAUUCCCACUGGCCUUCCUGUUUUUCAAUAUUUUCUAUUGGGUUCUGUACAAAAUCCUACGCCACGAGGAUGUGCACAAGCCAUAGAUGGAACAUGGCGUGUUGUACCUUGGGAAAUACUGUAGUAACACAGCAAAGCUGCAUCAAACUUUGAUGUUAUUACUCCCGUUCCUGCCAUGAUCUAUGCUAAACUCUGAAAAUGACUAUGAAGAACUGUGAUGUCAAGGACCAGUGGUUACUUUCAAUAGUUUGUUUGUGUUGUGCACCCAUACAAGGACACUGCGCUCACUAUGCAAUGGAUAGGCAUCCGUAAGGCCUCUGACACACCUGUCCUUUAACAAAUAAUAAAAGUGGUCAGAACUUCCACACACCUCUUUAACACAGGAGCACAGUCCGACACCGAUUAGAGGCAGAUGUGUGUGUCUUACACUGGUUUUGUCUUACAGCUUUACUGCCAAUGUUCUGUGUUGUAUUUUUGAUAUACAGCUAUUGAAAAAUGGCAAGUAUGUAUCAGAGUGCAAGAGCAGAACUGUACAGUAUAUUACACAAAUUUCCAAACACAAUCUUGAUUAUUUUAUGAGGAAGUGUUGAAUAGCUUUAUUUGCAUUUGGUCAGCGUAUUGUACCCUCGAUCAUUUUGUCCCGACCUGAUUGUUGACCAGCUCUAGAAACCAGCAUCCAGGCCAAAAACAUUCUGAACUAAAUCUCAAGAAUGACCCUGAACCACCAGCAGAGAAGACUAUUCUGUUUACAGCAAUGAACACCUUAACAUUAACUGCUUCAAGAAAGCACAUUUUCAAAACUUUAAUGGUUAGCAAAUUGAAACCAUCCUACAAGUCCAACUGAAGUUUUUCUCAAACAAAAGCGUUAUUGUUCAAAAACGAUUGCAAGUCACUUCAAGCUAAUGAUGCCACUGCAAAAUAAUGUGACUGUGAGUAAUUCUGUCAGACAUGUGUUGCAAAUUUAUGAAUGGAGAAAAGAGGUGGGCUGGUUAGGACAAUGACAGAAUCUCAGCCAAUGUGUUUUCUGAGAAAUAGUGUUCUCUGACCAAAUAGUAUUGCAAAAAAUAGUAAAUGACUCAAUGAGGUAUUUGAAUGAUGGCAUUUAUAACUCACCCUCAUGUCGUUCUACACCCGUAAGACCUCCGCUCAUCUUCAGAACACAAAUUAAGAUAUUUUUGAUGAAAUC